UUGAACAACAAUCAUGAUAGGGUGGGGAAUACCCAUGUGAUGCGGUUCCUUGAAAGACAUGAGAUUCCAUAUCAUUAUCUGUCCAAGUCAAAGGAGAAGAAUGUAGAAGAUGAGAUAUUGGGGUUGGUUGAAGAUACAGAUUUCUUGGUCCUUGCUAGAUACAUGCAGGUGUUGUCUGGAAACUUUUUGAAAAGAUAUGGGAAGGAUGUGAUCAACAUACAUCAUGGCUUAUUGCCAUCAUUCAAGGGAGGAAAUCCAUCUAGGCAGGCUUUUGAAGCUGGGGUCAAAUUGAUUGGUGCCACAACCCAUUUUGUCACGGAGGAUCUUGAUGGGGGCCCAAUCAUUGAGCAGAUGGUUGAGAGAGUCUCGCACAAGGAUAAUUUGCUGAGUUUUAUUCAGAAAUCUGAGAAUCUUGAAAAACAAUGCCUUAUGAAGGCAAUCAAGUCAUAUUGUGAGUUACGCGUUCUACCUUAUCAACACAACAGGACUGUUGUAUUUUGAGUAAGCUCAAAAUGAUGCUGAUCAAAACUACAGAGUCCAUUAUAUUCCUUGUGUUGCAAAGUUUUUGUAUUUCAUUUUAAUUAUUCAUUCUAAUUUAAGUUGUUCUUGUUCCAAUCCAAUAAUAAGAUAAAUUAAUAGUCAUUGUGUGUUCAUAAUACUAAGAUAUAUGUGCAUUCUCAGUUCUCCUUAAAUUCAUUGUUGUUGGAGUUUUCUUCUCUGUCAAACUUUGUGUUUUCUAGUGUGAUACUUGUUUAAAUAGGGAA
This is a messenger RNA of Lactuca sativa (garden lettuce), 764 nucleotides long. Its product is annotated as formyltetrahydrofolate deformylase 1, mitochondrial. Gene Ontology annotation, molecular function: formyltetrahydrofolate deformylase activity. Lineage: Eukaryota; Viridiplantae; Streptophyta; Magnoliopsida; Asterales; Asteraceae. Gene Ontology annotation, biological process: 'de novo' IMP biosynthetic process. The record is from RefSeq and is a predicted model, not a curated record.